Danio rerio (zebrafish) is the source of this 998-nucleotide messenger RNA. It is a transcript of the gene tmem243a, whose product is annotated as transmembrane protein 243, mitochondrial a. The record is from RefSeq and is marked predicted. NCBI's taxonomy places the organism in Eukaryota, Metazoa, Chordata, Actinopteri, Cypriniformes, Danionidae.
UCGUUCGGUGACAGCUUGUGACACACUCCCUUUAUCGUUUACCAUGGUACUUUAUAUGUUGGGUCGGAAAUCUCACUUGGAAAACAACAGCGCUAUUUAAUAAUUAACCGUUUACGGUGUUAUAGCUACUUUGAUAGUCGUUGGCUGCUAAUAUGAGUUCACCUUUUAAAAAUAUAUAUUAUUAAGGAUAAAGUCUGAAUGUGUGAAAUAUAAAACCAACUUUACCUUAAUCCAGAAACAUGGAUGAUUUCAGGACGCGCUCCAGUGGGACACACAACACGCUGCUCGGAGAGACUUUCACACGGCAAACAAUUGCUAACCUGGCAAUUGGUGGACUCACAUCUUUGUUGGUCCUUGUAACUGUCAUCAGUUCGUUCGUCUUUCCUACACCUCCUCCAAUAGCUUUAAACAUCUUCUUUGUGGUCUGCAUCAUAAUGAUCUGCUCCUCUGUAUUGGUGCUGAUAUUCUGGUAUCGUCAAGGUGACCUGGAUCCAAAGUUCCGUGGUCUGAUUUAUUAUUCCACAGGUCUCGUUGUCCUUCUCUGUUUAUGUGCCAAUCUGUACUUCCAUGAUGUCGGCAGAUAAAAUUAUUCCAGCAGACCACUUUAAAUAAGCAAAUCUCACAAGAAUAAAAUGAUUUUACAAAUGUUUUGUUUGUUCAAAUCUUUUAGUUUUUUUUCAUUGAUAUUUAGACGAUGUACAUUUGUCAUUGUUGUAAUUUUCUAAAUAUCAAUGUUUAUGUGCUAAAUACUUUUUGUGCAUUAUUUUUUGACAUGCAAAUGUAGCCUAUUUCAAUGUUUGGUUGUAUUAAAUUAUAUUGUGAGUUUUGUUCUAUGAACAAUGCUGGUGCCAAAUAUCUAAAUCCUGUUAAUAAAUAAAAUCUAUGUGAAACUGAAGUUCUGUUUAAUGAGGGCUAUUUGUGACUAUUGUGAUGGGCCUGAGUUUGCAAAUGAGUUUUUAAGAAUUAAAAUAAAUAAGAAAAAACAUUGACCAAUUAAA